GAAGAAAUCGCUGACGGGUGAAGAGAAGCGGAGGAACAAGAACAGGCAUGUGGGGCCGUGUCUGCAGGAUCUGUCCCGCCCCGGCACUUGCACCGUCCAUGGGUCGGAGUUCUGGAGCUCCUACCGCCUGAACAUCACUGAGGUGAACCCGCUGGGAUCCAGCUUCCGCCUCCUCGAUGUCACCAUGCAGGCCAUCAUCAAGCCGGACCCUCCAGAGGGCUUGGUGGUGGAGCCCAUCCCCCUGGCCCCGCGGCGGCUCCACGUGAGCUGGAAGUACCCCUCCUCCUGGCCCAAGGAGCCCCACUUCCAGCUCAGGUUUCGGCUCCAGUACCGGCCCGUCAUCCACCGCUCCUGGUCCGUGGUGGAGACGGAGAACCUCUCCGAGGUGAUCACGGAUGCCUUUGCCGGGCUGGAGCACGUGGUCCAAGUCAGCGCCAAGGAUUUCCUGGAUGCAGGGAACUGGAGCGACUGGAGUGCCGAGGCCCGGGCGACGCCGGUCAGAGACCCAGCCACUGCGGCGAGUGAAGAAACCACUACAGACGCCAGCCUGGAGAGCCUGGCCGAGGAGCCCUCUCAUGCUCCCAACCCUGAGCCCAUCAACCGCAGUGACCCCCUGGAGAAGAUGGCCAUCCUGGUGUCCCUUGGGAUCUUUGCCUUCUUUGUACUGGCCGCUGUUCUUGUCAUCACCAUCCUCAUCUGGUAG
Molecule: messenger RNA, 703 nt
Organism: Fulmarus glacialis (Northern fulmar)
Lineage: Eukaryota; Metazoa; Chordata; Aves; Procellariiformes; Procellariidae
Gene: IL11RA
Product: interleukin 11 receptor, alpha
Exons: 6
Biological process (GO): cytokine-mediated signaling pathway
Cellular component (GO): membrane; external side of plasma membrane
Molecular function (GO): cytokine receptor activity; protein binding
Source: RefSeq, a predicted model, not a curated record